Cheilinus undulatus (humphead wrasse) is the source of this 2632-nucleotide messenger RNA. RefSeq lists its product as uncharacterized. Lineage: Eukaryota; Metazoa; Chordata; Actinopteri; Labriformes; Labridae. The transcript has 4 exons. Bases 204 to 941 code for a protein of 245 amino acids. The record is from RefSeq and is a predicted model, not a curated record.
CUCUUCUCUGCGUUGUGUAACGGCUGGAAUGCUGAGCGGCGACUGCGUCCCACCCCUGACCAACAUAUCUUUAAAUACCCUCUACCACGGUGAACUGUUGCACGGUAAAUAGAAACGAGGGCGGCGUGAGUUUAUAGCUGUUGUUUUUAUGUAUUCGACUGAGUAAAUACUUUCACUUUUGUGGACUUUACUCGACUUUUGACAUGGAGCUGGACCGGCGGUUGUUGCUGGCCCACUGCACGGUCCACGCCCUGUCCAUAGUGGCGGGCUUGCUGGUGGUCGUCCCCAUGGCUCUCAACGGCUCCGCUUUCAAGGGCCGAUGUGCACUCUUCUCCACCGGCUACUGGAGCUCGGAGACCCGGAGCGAGACGACGGUGCAGCCCGGAGACGUCUCCCAUUUAGUGGUGCAGCAGUGGGGACCUCCUGCAGCCUGCCAGUUCGCCACGUUUGUCGGCAUUUUCACGGUGCUGUACGGUGCAGCGCAGGGGUGGAGAUGCCUCUUCUAUCUGCACGGACGACAUGACGACACCCUGUUCUCGUCCUUCCUGACGGUUCUGCUGAGUGUGUGUGUGCUCUUCCUGUCUGGAGGGGCCAGUGUUAUCUUGUCCCUGGGGCUGGUUUCCUGGUGUGACACUGUGACUGAUGACAGCACACGGCCUUACAGCUGUGCAGAAUCCCAGUCUGUUCCACUUUACCUGGAUGUAGACACCUCAUCUUUUUACACAGAGCUCAAUCUGGCACAGGUGUCUCUGUGGUGUGUGACCGCGCUGUGGCUGACCCAGUCCAUCCUGGCUUUCCUGAGGCUGUACCACUCUCACAGCCAGCACAUGAGCGGACCCUGCCGUCCCAGAGAGAAGGAGAUGCUGCUGGGACACAGUCCAUCUGACAGCCGCUCCCCCUCACCUCCACAUCCUGCAGUAUCGCCCACAAUCCUCGUCUAAUAAGUGCAUAAAGAUGUGCUAUAAGACCAUUCUCUAAACACUCCACUCUACUGCUCUUCUGACUGCAUAAUACAUUUGCUUUGAUAGAUUUCAUCUUAUGUAACACAGCCUGACUGAUACAAGUCUCAGUAAAUGCCAUAGCUACGGUACAUUCGAGAUGGUUUAGGGACAGUGUCACCAUUAUAUAACUUGCUCUUGUGAGAGCACUGACAGUUUAUAUACACACAAUGACUAAACAAGCCUCAAACUCCAGGUUUACAUUGUGAUUUAAAUCCACUUAUUUAAAGGCUGUAUUUUGUUGUAAUGAUGCUUCAGCUGGGCUUACAUUUCUAACAUUACAUAACACUGCCAUUCUUCGCCUCACACAUUAACCCCAGUGUGUGCCUCUUUCUGAAUUUAUUACAUUUCUGUCCCAGAACUAAAACAUUAUUUUUCUAAAAUAUGAAGGAAAAAUAAUUUCAAAAUCCGAAACAAAGACCUUGUGUCUUCUUCAUGAUGUAAAGAUUUUUUACCCAAAUUGUUACUCAACUUUCUAUGGACAAAGGUUAAGGGUAAGCAGUGUUAAUGCUAUUUUAUUAAAAACCUUAUUAGUAAUUUAAUGGGGAAAUUAGUGGGGUUUGAGGUAAUCAAUCAAUAAUGCUAGUUAACAAAAAUGCACCUGGUUUAAUUAUUAAUGAACGGCACAAAAAUAAGCUAAUUUUACCUUUAUUUGCAGGGGUUUCAUCUUCAUGUUCUUUCCAGUCAUCUUAUGUAGGGAUCAUAAGUCAUGUUCUUGUUUUCUUGAUAUAAUUUAACUUAAUUUGAUCUCUUUUUUCAGUGACAAAAUGAUAGAUUUAUAAUAACUGAGAAAGAUCAGGGACUAAUCUCUGGUCUGUUUUUGGAUAACAAGGGAUUUUACAAAUUACAAAAGGGAACACUUCAGAAUAAUUGAAACUUGUGUUCAAAGAUCUAAUAUUUAAAGUGUUAUUCAUGACAACCAGAAGGUGAUUUUCUACAAUUUGUUUUGAAUAUAUUUAAUAUGCAUGGUUGUUUACAUUUGUGCAGGACUGUGACACGAUCACACUCCUGUCCUUGUCAGGGAGAAUACAUUUUUGUUGACUGUUCUGAGUGAAAUAUUCAGAUAUAGCACUGAAGCUUUAAAUGUGAAGCAUGUGGUGAGAGUGUGACUGAGCCACCAUGUACGUGAAACGGGCUCACUGUGUGAGCAUGACUUAAUGUUCUGUUGUGUAACGGAAAAAUCACUGCUGACCCUCUCUCUUCUUGUGACGAUUGAUGUUAUGAUGCUGUUUGUGUGGACACGGCCACGACAGGGCAUUACUGAAUCAGGCGAAGUCUCUCUAUUGAUACUUGAUAUUAGACAAAGGAGGGAAACCUUUAAAGGUCUGUGAACUUUUUUAAACAGAGAGCUGUUUGUGCAGAGCCCAGAGUGUCGGUGAGGGAGAAAGAAGGUAUCUUUAGUUCAUAAACUUUUUUUCCUUUUAUCAUGAGCCGAGUGGUUGCAAUGAAACACAGACAGUGGAGCGAAAUAUCUGAGGAAAGAGAGAUGAGACAGUAUUUCUAUGUAAUAUUAAUUUCAAGUAUGAAAUGUUUUGUUUCAUAACUGUCAUUGUCACUUAUAGAAACAAUCUGUUUGAUAUUAUUUGACUCAUGUAAGUUUUUGCAUUUGUCUUGUCAAAUAAAAAAAGCUUCUU